Molecule: messenger RNA, 831 nt
Organism: Panicum hallii
Lineage: Eukaryota; Viridiplantae; Streptophyta; Magnoliopsida; Poales; Poaceae
Product: BTB/POZ and MATH domain-containing protein 3-like
Exons: 3
Coding region: 1-831 (276 amino acids)
Biological process (GO): protein ubiquitination
Molecular function (GO): protein binding
Source: RefSeq, a predicted model, not a curated record
AUGUUGGAUUCUGGAUUUGUCGAGUUCAAGCUCGACUACUCGAAACCCAAGGACCUCGCAAUCGGCGACGCCGUCUACUCCGGCAACUUCUCCGCCGGCGACCACGUCUGGCGAAUAAAAUGCUACCAGCGAGGGCACGGCACUGACAUGGACAGCAACGAACCGGUGCGUGCACGCGUACCCGCCCGCGGGCUUCACCGCGUGGGGGUGGAGCCACUUCGUGCACCGGACCACCUGGGCUCGCCGGACCACCUGGCGGGCGACGGCCGCGCGACGUUCGUGUGCGGGGUCAUCGUCCUGCGCGGCGGCUCCACGCCCGCCCCGGCGGCGCCGUGCGACGUGGCGUUCUGCGUCGGCGGCGAGACCUUCCGCGCGCACCGCGCCGUGCUCGCGGCGCGCUCGCCCGUGCUCAGGGCGGAGCUCCUCGGCCCCAUGGCGGAGCCACGCUGCCCACCAUCACGCUGCGCGACAUCGAGCCGGAGACGACCUCGACGGGUGCUCGCCGUCGGGCGACCUCCUGCACUGCGCGACGCCGUGUCGGUGGACAACGUGGCGGCGAUCCUGAGCUGCGCCGAGGCGUACGGCUGCCCGGAGCUGAAGAUCAGGUGCCUCGACUUCUUCAUGGAGGAGGAGAACUUCAGGAAGGUGCUGCUGACGCGGGUGUACCUGACGCUGUCGCUCUCGCUCGUCGACGACAUCAGAACGCGGAUCGAGGAUCGGGAAAGGCGCAUUUCCGCGGAGAAGGCGUCGGGUUCUUUUAGUUUUAGCACCGCUAAAGCCCGCUAUUUCGAUCCUCGGAUGCAGAAGCUGGUUGAUGCUCUGAGUGAUUAA